AUGAUUUCCCGCAUCGCUCUCUCUGCUCGCCCGCGCGCGUCACGCCCAGAAGAUUGCCGCCGGCCGCAGCUCCAGCUCUCGACGACGGCGCGGGCCGGCCUCAAGGAGUCCGCAGGCCAAGACGCCGACUACAAGAAGCACCAGGAUGACUCGCUCCGGAAGCAGAAGGAGGGCAAGGGUCACUGGAAGCCCGAGCUGGCGUCGGACAGCGAGGAGGCCAUCAACGCGGACCGCAACGCGGACCUGACGCCCGAGCAGCUGCAGGAGAAGACGAAGAAGGCGGCCGAGGAGACGCGCAAGGCCGGCACGAGCAUGCGCGACGGCCUGUGA
Molecule: messenger RNA, 330 nt
Organism: Verticillium alfalfae VaMs.102
Lineage: Eukaryota; Fungi; Ascomycota; Sordariomycetes; Glomerellales; Plectosphaerellaceae
Exons: 2
Coding region: 1-330 (109 amino acids)
Source: RefSeq, a predicted model, not a curated record